This is a messenger RNA of Boleophthalmus pectinirostris (great blue-spotted mudskipper), 1594 nucleotides long. Its product is annotated as zona pellucida sperm-binding protein 3-like. Lineage: Eukaryota; Metazoa; Chordata; Actinopteri; Gobiiformes; Gobiidae. The coding region runs from base 177 to 1562 and encodes 461 amino acids. The transcript has 11 exons. Gene Ontology annotation, biological process: egg coat formation; binding of sperm to zona pellucida; positive regulation of acrosome reaction. Gene Ontology annotation, molecular function: acrosin binding. The record is from RefSeq and is a predicted model, not a curated record. Gene Ontology annotation, cellular component: extracellular matrix.
AAGGCGGAGCUCAUCUUCUCAAACUUCUGCUCUCAAAGUUGAAGGACGCAUUGCUAUUUUUUUUUUUCAGAUAAUGUCGUCUUUAAAUCCGCUUUUUUAUCUAGGGUUCGUGCUCCUCUUGUCAAAGCUAAAUUUCUGCGUUUUCGGACAAAAUUUAACCGAGGAAUUUGAAGAAAAUGAGGAAGAGACGACCCUCACGACACCACGGGAACUGGAGCAAGAAUCUUUGGAAAAACUCACGAAAUCAGUCCGAGGAUUUUGAAGAUUUUGUCCAAUCGAAAAGUGUAAAGUUUGUGGCUCUGGACGGCGCCGGCAAAGAGGAAACAGAUUUUGAAUUUAAUAUUUUUGAAGCGGACAAGCUGGAGUUCCCAAAGUUACAAGUCCAAAAAGCUGUUUACAAGGUGAUGUUAAAGUCUGAGCAGAGAGAACCUGUUCCGGCCGACAGUGUGGAGGUGAACUGUGGCGAGGACGAAAUCACAAUCGACGUCAAACAGAACUUUUUAGGAAAUGGUCAGCAGAUCCUCCCUCCUGACCUCACACUGGGACACUGCCCCCUGGUGGCCGUGACAGACGACGUUUUACACUUUAAAUCCUCUUUGCAAAGCUGUGGGAGCACGAUGACGCUGUCAGACGAGGCCCUGGUGUACAGUUUCUCGCUGUUGUACAAACCGUCUCCCAUCGGAAACACGUUCAUCCUGAAGACCAGUCCUGCGGAAGUCCUGGUCGAGUGUCGCUAUCCCAGGAAGCAGAUUGUGAACAGUGAAGACAUGAGCCCCACCUGGUUCCCUGUGGCCGCCUACCAACUCUCAGACCAACAGAUCCAGUUCUCCAUGAGACUCAUGACCGAGGACUGGAGCUCGCCGAGGCCCUCUAGUGUUUACACGGUGAAUGACGUCAUGAACAUGGAGGUGUCCGUGUUACGGGGCCGACACAUCCCCGUCAGAGUGUUCGUGGAGCAGUGCGCGGCCACGGCGAAGACGAGUCCAGGUUCUGAACCCAGAUACGAGUUUGUCAACAAUUACGGAUGUUUUAUGGAUUCCAAACUCACAGGAGCGAAGUCUUUUUUUCUGCAGAGAAUCGAAGAGGAAAAACUGCACUUUAUACUACAGACGUUCAGGUUUAGACAACAGCUCGGAAACUCUAUGUACAUUACGUGUAAACUCAAAGCCACGUCUGUGUCUGUGCCCAUUGACUCCGAACACAAAGCCUGCUCCUUCUUAAACGAGGCCAACAGGUGGGUGGCUUCAGAGGGAGAUAAUAACGUUUGUUCGUGUUGUGAAAGCAGCUGUGGAGGAAAAAGGAAAAGAAGAAGCCACAGAGAAGAGAGUUGUAAGAAAUCUUUGCAAUGGGAAGAAACGGCUGUUCUGGGUCCAAUCAUUUUUAAAACGAGGGAUGACGACUUUUCGGACUUGAAAUCUGACGUUACUGAAGCUCCCCCGUCUGUGUCUCUGGUCGUGCUUUGUGGAGCAGGAGUGGUUCUGUCCGUUAUUUUGUUGUUGUUAUUAGUGGCGAUUACUGUCAACAAAAUGCACAAAUCUCACCUGUACCAUGUCUAUGUUUAAAAAUACUAAAUUAAAAGUAUAUUUUUGAAGUA